This is a messenger RNA of Elgaria multicarinata webbii, 10321 nucleotides long. RefSeq names its product SET domain containing 1B, histone lysine methyltransferase (gene SETD1B). Lineage: Eukaryota; Metazoa; Chordata; Lepidosauria; Squamata; Anguidae. Gene Ontology annotation, cellular component: Set1C/COMPASS complex. The transcript has 18 exons. The record is from RefSeq and is a predicted model, not a curated record. The coding region runs from base 279 to 6314 and encodes 2011 amino acids. Gene Ontology annotation, molecular function: histone H3K4 methyltransferase activity; protein binding; RNA binding.
UACAGGGCCGCCGGGCUGGGGGCUUUACAGCGCGUUGCAGCUGCCGUGAAUGUGCAUUCGGUUGAGGGCGGUUAGCCAUUAGCCGAGGCUCCAUAGCGGUGAAUUGUGGGAUGCCUGAAAAGCAAGCAGAAAGCACACACACAAUAUGUGUUGGCUCGCAAAAAAAAAGAGGAGAGAGGAGGCAGGAGGCUUUCAAAACCCAUGUAAUGUAACCAGCCCAAUGUGAGCGAAAGGAGCUCGCCUUUCGCGGCAGCGAGACGAUCGGCCACCGAAUAACAAUGUCUUUCAAAGAGAUCAAGGCAGCGGGAGAAAAAGCCAAGCACACCGAAGACCAUGGCAAAAAGCAGAGUUCAAGUUGGAUCAACGGAAUGGAGAGCAGCUCCCAAGCUAGCACCUCUGCUGAGAAAAAAAAUCACCAUUGGAAAAGUUACAAGUUGAUUAUUGACCCAGCUCUGAAAAAAGGACAGCACAAACUCUAUCGUUAUGAUGGACAACAUUUCAGCAUUCCUAACCCGGGUCUUGCCCCAGUAGAUUGUGUCAGAGAUCCCAGGAUAGGACGAAUAUGGACCAAAACUAAGGAGCUGGAACUCUCUGUCCCUAAAUUUAAGAUUGAUGAGUUUUAUGUGGGGCCGGUGCCUCCCAAGCAAGUCACCUUUGCCAAGCUGAACGACAACAUCCGCGAAAACUUCCUGACAGACAUGUGUAAAAAAUACGGAGAAGUGGAAGAAGUGGAGAUCCUCUACAACCCCAAAAACAAGAAGCACCUGGGAAUUGCCAAAGUGAUCUUUGCCACAGUCAAAGGUGCCCGGGAAGCAGUUCAGCACUUGCACAACACCUCUGUCAUGGGCAACAUCAUCCACGUGGAGCUAGAUACUAAAGGUGAAAAGCGCCUGCAUUUCUAUGAGCUCCUUGUGAAUGGACUCUACACUCCUCAGACCCUCCCUGUGGAGAAUGAGCCAGAUGUGUCGCCCACUGCAAAUGAAACUCCGCAGUUGGCCGAUACUCUGAAACGUCUAAAAGACAGUAGCCUUUCUUCUGUGGGAUCAUCAGCUACCCCAAACAGUAGCACCCCAUUUUCCCAUGAUACAGCCUUUUCCAGUUGUCGGCAAGAUACCCCAAACUCUUAUAGUCAGUUUACCCCUCAGUCCCAAGGAACUCCUCUCACUCCACGCCUAGGGACUCCCUUUUCCCAAGAUUCUGCUUACUCGAGUCGUCAGACGACACCAGCAUACCAUUUUGGCCAGGACUCUGCGUAUAAACCCAGGAGACAUGAAACAAAAUUUACAGAUGCCUACAAUCGACGGCCAGGCCAUCACUAUGUUCAUAACUCAGCAGGUGUUUUUCGAGGGUCAGAACAUCAGUUUAGUGCGUUCAAAUCCCAUCAGCAAGAGACUGUGCAAUAUUCCCACACUUCUCCUUUGAGCCACUCGGGUUCUUCAACGUACAAAUCAGCCUUCUCCCCAUACCAGGCACCCACGACGACAUUUCCCCAGCCUGAGGAGCUGCCACUUGCCCAAACGUCCAGGGACGUUGAGUAUCGACGACCCCCGCCACCUCCCACGGAGGUGGUAACUGAAAGUAGCACUGCUAGCAGUGUUGAUUUUGUUCCUGUGAAGGAAAAACCUGAGGAGCCCCCGCCCCCGCCCGAGUCCAGCACUCAUAAUGAACCAGCUGUGGCACCCUUCUUGCAGACACCGGAAAGGAGCGAGACACCAGGAACCCCAACCGUAGAAUCUGAUGUUCAGCAUAACAGUUUGGACUCACGGAUUGAGAUGCUCUUAAAAGAGCAGAGAACAAAGCUAUAUUUCCUCAAUGAGCAUGAUUCGGACAACGAGAUUCGAAUGGAAGGUAGUCCCAUCUCCUCCUCCUCCUCCCAGCUUUCUCCAAUCCCAACCUUUGGGUCCAACUCUCAGCCCAGCUACAGAGCACAAACUCCUUCCUCCCGCCCUUCCAGCACUGGCUUGGAAGACAUUAGCCCAACACCAUUGCCAGAUUCUGAUGACGAUGAGCCAAUUCCUGGAACAGCUUCUCUUGGUCAGAAUUCAAGAGGAGCGUUGGAUGCUAGUAGGACUCCUGUUGACCAGCUGGCCAGGACAUCCAAACCAGAGUCCUCUGAGGCUAAAGAAAUGCUGCCUAGUAACGAAAGCCCAACUCCUGAAAAAAUGGAAGAGUGUCAUCAGUCUUCAGGGGAAGACAUGGAGAUCUCUGAUGACGAAAUGAGCCAAUCUCCAAGCUCGGAUUGUGCCAAAACCAUUGUGGUGAAUACCUCUAUUGGCAAUUCGGCCGUGAUGGCUCCCUCGCUCCCCAUGCCUCCACCUGGUUUUCCUCCUUUGCCUCCGCCGCCACCGCCCCAGCCAGUCUUUCCGAUGCCUCCACCUCUCCCACCUCCACCUCCACCAACUCACCCAGCCGUCACCGUCCCACCUCCACCCCUUCCGGCACCUCCUGGGGUCCCUCCCCCUCAUAUCUUGCCUCCACUCCCUCCGUUCCAUCCUGGGAUGUUCCCUGUCAUGCAAGUGGACAUGAUCAGUGUCUUGGGCAACCAAUGGGGCGGCAUGUCCAUGUCUUUUCAAAUGCAAACCCAGAUGUUGAGCCGCCUGAUGCAAGGGCAGAACACGUACCAGUACCCUCCUUUCAUGGGGAACCGGAUGCAGUUUGUGAACCUUCCUCCCUACCGGCACUUCUCUAUGGGGGCAGCUAUCAACCGUGGGCAGCCGUGGCCCCCUUUACCCAAGUUUGAUCCUUCUGUUCCCCCUCCGGGCUACGAGCCCAAGAAGGAAGACCCACACAAGGCCACAGUGGAUGGUGUCCUUUUGGUGAUUGUGAAGGAACUCAAAGCGAUCAUGAAAAGAGAUUUGAACCGGAAGAUGGUGGAGGUGGUGGCCUUCCGGGCAUUCGAUGACUGGUGGGAUAAGAAGGAACGUCUAGCAAAGGCAUCACUUACGCCAGUAAAAUCUGGGGAAAAUAAAGAUGAGGAGAAGCCAAAACCAAAGGACCGCAUCACAUCUUGCCUUCUAGAGAACUGGAACAAAGGCGAAGGGCUGGGUUAUGAGGGCAUCGGCUUGGGCAUUGGGUUAAGAGGAGCCAUCCGAUUACCAUCUUUCAAGGUAAAGAGAAAGGAACCGCCUGAAGCUGCCUCAGCUGGAGACCAGAAGAGAAUCCGUCCCUCUGCCUCCGUAGACGACGAAGAGGAAGAAUCUGAACGAGAUCGAGACCUGCCAGAUGCAGCCUCAGACCUCUCUAAGAAGGAUGCAGAAGCUGUCGGCAUCAGAAGGAGACCUGCCAGACCAUUAGAGCUGGACAGUGAAGGAGAGGAGGAGGAUUCGGGCAAAGAUGAGGAGGAGGAGGAAUCCUCUUCAGAAAAGGAGCCAGAACAGGAGGAAGAAGACAGGGUGAUGAAAUCCAUGUCUGACAAGGAAGAGGAGGAGGAGGAAGGUAUCAAUGAAGAGGAGGACGGGGAGGAGGAAGACGAAGAAGAGCCUGAAGCAGGGAUGAGUGAAAAAGAGGAGGAUCAGGAUUCUGAAGAAGAGGGGGUAGGAAGUCCUGCCUCCUCCAGAGCAGAGCUUGAGUCAUCUGAUGAAAGUGAGGAAUCCUCAGAAUUUGGGACAAGCUCUGACUCUGAUGAUGAAGAGGAAGAAGAGGAGGAGGAAGAAGAAGAAGAAGAGGAGGAGGAGGAGGAGGAGGAGGAGGAAGAGGACUAUGAGGAACAGGUGGAGGAUAACAUCGGGGUGUCCCUACAGCAAGAAAGGGAAGCUAUGCCCACCGAAUUGGCCAUUGAGUCACUCACUCAAGAGCCUGAAUAUGAUGAUCAAAAGGAGACUAUCCUGAACUUGUUCCCAGUGGAAGAUUAUAUGGGAGGGACUCCACUCGCACUGGCUGAACCUUCAAUGCCAGAAGGAGAGGAGCAGAGGGAAGAAGAAAUUGGUGAGGUGCCCGAGGAGUCUCUUGCUGCCGAGGUGCUGGUGGUUAUUGAAAGAGCCCAGGAGGAAAAGUUCCAGCUGUCUCCGGUGUGCGUGCCAGUGGAGGAAUGUGAAGCAGCUGUUGCCCCGGAGCCUGAGGUGCUGGAUGGUCCAAAGCCAGAGACGCAGGCCGAGGAACACCUCCGACCGCUGACCCCAGUGGGGCUUUUUGGAGAAGCACAGUCUGGCAAGCCCUCCUUUUCCACCCAGCCCGACGAUAGCAAUGGAGAAGCCCGAGCAAGAAGCCAGCCGCCAUGCACUGCUGAGGAAGAGGACCGGCUCCCUCUGACUCCCGGCAGGGAUGUUCUGGCUCGCUUGGAGCCUCCUGGACUUUCCGUGAAUGCCGUGCCGCCCUGUUCGCUUCCCCUCCCCUCCAUCCUUGCGAGCAAAGAGGAAGCCUUGCUUCUUCCCGACAAGUUCCCUGAUCAGCUAACUGUGACCAAAGCGCUGCUGGAGGAAGAGCUCCCUCGGACUCCUGGGCGGGACAUUUUAGCCAAGUGCAUGCACAGCCUCUCCAAGUCCCAGAGCACGGACACUGUGCCGGCCACGCCUGGCAGCGAGGCUCCUCUCACAGGCAGCAGCUUGACCCUAAGCUCCCCACAAGUCCCAGGGAGCCCCUUUUCCUACCCAUCCCAGUCCCCCGGGAUCAACAGUGGUGGCAUUCCUCGGACUCCUGGGCGGGACUUCACUUUCACGCCGACGUUCCCCGAGCCCGUUGCCACCCUUCCUUGCCUUUCGUCUGGCAAGAAGCCCUCAGAGGAUGACCCUGAGGAGAAGGUCUUUAAAGAGCCUCUUGGUGCUUCCUUAUUGGCUGGCGUGAACAGUGUCCCCUCCCCCAUUCCCUUUGCCAGCCCACCCGUCCCAGCUUUCCACGCGCACAUGGACUUGCCUCCCAACCAGCCCGUCCCUUUUGCGGUCCGGCCGUGCGUAUUCAUGGACUCGCAAAUGCCUCUAGAGGGGUGCAGCCCAGAUGCCCGGCCGCUCUUGCCCUUCCCAGAUGUCCCUGGGGCUUCCCCGCCGCUCCCUCCUCCCCCUCCAUCUCCUGUGUUGCCUGUCAAAAGGAAGCCGGGCCGGCCAAAGCGCUCCUCUCCGCUGGGCCCCCCCUUUGACGCCUAUUCCGGCAAGCCCGUGGAGCCUCCGCUUCUUCCGAUCCCAGUCGCCUUGGCUGAAAGUGCUGUGAGCAAAGAGCUGCUGAGUAGCCACCCGGAGGCCAUCUAUGCCCUGAAAGACCCGGAAGCAGUGACCCUGGACUUCCGGAAUGACCUCUUCCACGACAAGGUCCCCACCGAGGUUUUAGCUGAGAAACUUCCCUUUAAGGAGCUGGAGAACCAGUGGAAUGAGGACUUCAAAGAGGACGAGGCUUACCUGAAAUCCAGGCGCCAGUGGAGGCGCCAGAAGAAGCGGACGGAUGAUGUCCCGACAAUUCCUUCCCCCGAGUAUUCCCCGCAUCGCUAUCACUUUAGGCCCCGCUCUGAGUUUGAGGAGAUGACCAUUUUGUAUGAUAUUUGGAAUGGGGGGAUUGAUGAAGAGGAUAUCCAUUUCCUGUGCGUUACCUACGAUCACUUGUUGCAGCAAGACAAUGGCAUGGACUGGCUGAACGACACCCUGUGGGUAUACCACCCUCCAACCAGCUUUUCUCUCCCAAAGAAGAAGAAACGGGAUGAUGGGAUGCGGGAACACGUUACCGGCUGCGCCCGAAGUGAGGGCUAUUACAAAAUCGACAAGAAAGACAAACUGAAAUACCUCAAUAACAGCCGCGCGUUUGCAGAGGAGCCUCCGGCUGAUACGCAGGGAAUGAGUAUCCCUGCCCAGGUACACGUCUCCACCCGUGCUGGCUCCGAGCGCAGGUCUGAGCAGCGCAGGCUCCUGUCGUCCUUCACUGGCAGCUGCGACAGCGACUUGCUCAAAUUCAACCAACUCAAGUUCCGGAAGAAAAAGCUAAAGUUCUGUAAGAGCCACAUUCAUGACUGGGGACUGUUUGCGAUGGAGCCCAUUGCUGCUGACGAGAUGGUGAUUGAGUACGUGGGCCAGAAUAUCCGGCAGGUAAUUGCUGAUAUGCGAGAGAAACGAUACGAGGACGAAGGCAUUGGGAGCAGUUACAUGUUCCGAGUCGACCACGACACAAUUAUUGAUGCAACCAAGUGUGGGAACUUUGCCAGGUUUAUUAAUCACAGUUGCAAUCCAAAUUGCUAUGCUAAAGUCAUCACAGUGGAAUCCCAAAAGAAGAUUGUCAUUUACUCGAAGCAGCACAUCAAUGUGAACGAGGAAAUUACUUACGACUACAAAUUCCCCAUCGAGGACGUCAAGAUCCCCUGCUUGUGUGGCUCUGAGAACUGCAGAGGGACCCUGAAUUAAACCCAAGGUUAUUUGCCACGCACUGGCUCUGUCCGGACUGUGGUAACCGAGGGUGGUUGCACUUUUGCCAAAAAGGAGGAGGAAGAAGGAAAAAAAAUAAUGAGGGGGGGGGGAAUGGACGAGGGCGAGGGAGAGAGAGAAAAUCCCGCUGGGCACGUUCUGUCCUUUUGUCAAGAAAAGUGCAAAUUGCAGACACGCACACUAGGACUCUUCAGGCUGCAGGUGCUUUUGGGACGUCAGAUCCAGAACUCCCCUGGCAAAUAGCUCCCCUUCAUCAGUGGCACCGAACGUCAAACACUAUCUCUUUUCCCCCUCUGCCCUCUCCGUCAUGGCAGAGCUCUCCUGAGUAGAAUAAGGUACCUUCUUAUUGUUUAAAAACGUUCCUCUUUCUAUAAAAUGCUGCUACCUUUUCCUCAUGAAUUUUGUUUGCAGGGGGUUGGGGGUGGGGGGAUCAGUAGAAAGACAUUCGAGAUUUUAAAAUGUGAAGCAGAGACUGAACAAGAGACGUUCAUGAGUCGAACGGAAGCUGGCUGGGGUUGAGCGUAGCGAGAGCUGUCAAGGGACAGCGAGCAGUGGGGUGGGGGCUUCUUUUUGCGUUUGUCAAGCACAGAGUCACCCUCUUCCAUCUCUGGAUCCCUGAGUGGUCUGAAACGCUUGGAUCUGGCUCAAGGGUGCCACCUUCACGCCCAUCGGCAUUCUGCUGGUCUGCUUGGAGAGGAUCUGGCAGGAAGGUGCUGUUGACUGUGCCUAGCAGUGAGUGGCCUUUCUUUUUCACAGUAGAGGGUGCUCUCCCAGCCCCGCCCCCCGUGCUUUCAUUAGCAUUUAUUUCUGCCGUACAAACAUUUGGUCACACAGCAUGCUGAGUGGACUCCCUCAGUCCCUGCUGCUGGGCAUCCUUCAUGCCUGUCUGAGAGGCCUGCGCAAGAAGCCAGUGUAGAGACCACCAGAAGGGAAUAGAGGGGAUGAAACGGCUGGGCUGCAGAGGAGUCGCCGACCAGGACAAGGUCUGUCCCUUGGCUGGCACCCAAACCCACAUCAGACGCCGCUUUUCUCUCGCCUUCCUCCCCCCCCCCCCCCGCCCCUAUUGUCACCUCUGGCUAUGUGAGCCUUUAAUCGUAUGCUCCCUCUCUUUCUAAAUAUUCAAAAGCGUUCUUCUAAAAAGAACCGAGCUCUGCCUCCCUCAGCCAAAUGGGACAGUGUCUUGCUCAGUGACCAACCUUGGCUUGCUAGAGCUUAGUUGUGCAACUGUCAGGUGUGGCGCACAAGGGUGUGUGAAUGCGUUGAUGGAGUGGAGAGCAGCUGUUUUAUGGCCUUAAGAAGCAAUACUUUUUAAUACCAAUUUCCAGCAGCAAACCAACUUUUUAGUUGACGCCUGUCCUAAACAAACACAUAAUACCUGGGUGCAAAUGAUAGAGAAGAUAAAAAAAGCAUUGUAUUGACAUUUUCAAUGUGUGUCAUAUUUACCAUUGUACCCCUGAAGAAGAUUGCUGCUCAAAAUCCAUAUACUAAAGAGGUUCCUUUAAAAUUAGUUCCAAGGCUGCUAUGCUAGACAAAUCUUGAAAUAUUUGCCCAUUUUCAGUACUCAGUUUCUUGUUCAUGGCUUGAAGUUAUCGAACUUUAAACUUGCUGUACUAAGAAUUAAUUUGCUAGAGAAGAAAUGAGGCAACUAGAGUAGGCAUAAAUAAUACCUCCGGCAGCCCCCCUCCCCCCUGCCCACCUGACCCAAGACUUGACAUCUGGUGCCCUGUGUUGUUUGGAUGGCUUCUGUAUUCCCCUUCUUUUAAGGCAGUGGGAUUUUGCCAGCAACCCCUCUGCAAGUUACUUGAUAGGUGCAUCUCCCUUUUCUAGUAUGCAAAAGCCUACAGAAAGAAGGAGACUUAAACCAACGCAAGCUGCCUUAUCUGUGUUUCCAGCUGGGCUGGUUCUUUUGACCUGGCGGGUUGGAUAGUCUGAGCUAUAAGGAGCUGGGUAUGGGAGAUCCAGGCCAGACCCUCCGUGAAGCUGGUUGGUUGAGACCAGCGUCUUUUCCCUUUUGCCUGGCUCCCUGCUUUCUUUCAACUCUUCCUUUGGCAUGCGUGUGGUGUUGGCUUUUUAUGCUUCCAGUCUUUGAGAAAGCCACAUCCGUCUCAUGACAGAGGUUGUUGUCAAUAUUAACGUGUUCCUGUGCUUUUCCUUCCAUACCACAAGGAAUGCCUACUGCACAAACAUGCGCUGAAAGGCAGUGAAGCAAAGGGUCCUGGUGAGUUGUCUCAGUUAUUAAUCUCACGUGUUUGAAUAGUUAAAUUGUUGGGAAACACAUUCCCUUGGGGAAAUACGGCAAUAUUAGGACUACUGCAAUCGCUCGCUUCUGUUGGUUUAACCUCAGUCAGAACUUGAAGCAACUUCCAGGCAUAGAAGUUGUGACGUCACUGCCACAGACCCCCCACCCCUCCUGACUCCGACCCUGCUAUGACUGGGGUGGCAGGAUAGAGGAAGGACCGUGUAUAGCCGAAACCUUGCCAAGCUUUGGUGAGAGGCUUUCCGAAGUGUUUUCAUUCAUACGCACAAGCAUAACCUGAACUUUAAAUCCAAAGUACCUUUGGACCCCUCCGGAGCUGGUUCGGCUUCCAUUCCUUGAAGAGCUCGGGGCUGAAAGGACCCUUGGAUGGAGACCUGCACCUCUGACUCCGCCCCAGAUGGGGGGGAGGGGCUCCUUCACAGCCGCUCUUUGGAAGGAAUGAGGAUCCACUCUUGAAGCGGUGGGGUGGGGUGGGGAGGCGUAGCAGUGACCACAGGCCUGACUUUCCAAGUCUCCACCCUACCUCCUUCCUCCCCUGUUCCCCAAAGGAGUGCCAAAUUCUUGUCAGCCCACUCACUGACAAGCCUUCUUUUCCACUCCCAAGGGCGGUGGGGAGGUCAGCUUGGCUUCCAUUGAGUUUUCAGCCGGUGUCAUCUAGCACAUGUCUCUGUGCGAUCAUUCAGUCCCAGCCUGCUUGGUUUCAUACAAUCAUCUCUCUUCCCUCUGCCUCAGUUUCUAAUUUGAGGUUAAAUAUUGGGAGUUCAGGAGGGCAGCAAGGAGUCUGUCCCACUCUGGCACAUAUUUAUAUUGUCAAAGAAGCUUAUUUCUACAAUGGGGUAGAGGCGGGGCGGGGCGGGGAGGAAAUAAUUUUAAUACUCUGAUGGAAAGUUGUUUCAGUUUUGUCAUUUGUGACCUAUUUUCAGGGAUCAUUUCAGUGCAUUUCUGUAUAAAAUGUUUUUUAAAAGGAGGGGAAAAUGAAAUUUUGCAGUUUAAAAUGGACACAUCAUCUGUACAUAGGCAACCGUUCUGACUCUUCUCUUCAAAACACUGUUUCUUGUAGAAACACGUUGAUUUUGUUUGUUUUUUUGUUUUGGGGCUGUUUUGUUUGUACUUCAAAAGCAUGUAAAUAAUUUGUUAAAAAUGACUAUUGGAGUUUGGAGUUCAUUUUUUAAAAGAUGGCCAGCCCGAGUCCUCAAGCAGAGAAUGGAACAUGGCGUGGCGGGGCCCACUGAGGGAAAGAGCUGGUGCCAUUUACAGCUUGUGUCAAGCUAUGUAUAAUGUAAAUUUUGUACAUUUUUUUUGUCAAUACGUAGCUCAAACUAGAAGCAUUAAGAGGCUGAAGAUUAAAAAAAAUGCCAAGUUGAGGCUUUUUUUAUUUGCCUUUCUGAUACCUUAACGUGCAAAAUCUAUUUAUUUCAGACAAGAAAAUGUGUAUAGUCUAUUAAUGACAACCUAAAAUGUAUUUAAGCAAAUCUGCAACAUUGAUUUUUUUUUUCCAAAUAUAAAUUUUCUUCUAUUUUAUAACGUUCCUUCUCGAUUACCAAUGUAGUAUUUGUAGAAGCAAAAAGAAACAUGUACCUGCCACGGUCUGGAGCUUCAAGGUGUUCCAAUGCCCAUGUGCCGCUUCCACCUGAGCAGAGUAUUGCCCCCCCCCCAGCAAGGCAAGCCCUACUGGGGCGGAGCUCUGUGUGCCCCAUCGGGGCUUCUGGCUUUCUCAUUAGAGCUGCUA